This is a messenger RNA of Olea europaea var. sylvestris, 2227 nucleotides long. RefSeq lists its product as uncharacterized. Lineage: Eukaryota; Viridiplantae; Streptophyta; Magnoliopsida; Lamiales; Oleaceae. The record is from RefSeq and is a predicted model, not a curated record. Gene Ontology annotation, molecular function: lipid binding. The transcript has 6 exons. Bases 653 to 1951 code for a protein of 432 amino acids.
AAUCAAUUACAAGUUGGCAGAGUUAUCUUCUUCUUCUCCAUUAGGAUUUCUAAUCUCUAUUUGGCAAUUUCAUUUCCAUUUUAGAGUUGCAAUUUUUGUUGGUGCAAUAAUUUAUACUUGUUUUUGGAAGGGUGAGAGAAUAGUUGCAGAUAUUAUACCAGCAGCAUUGAGAGUAAGUAUUAAAAAAUCAAUAGAUACAAUUCAAUAAACUGCCAAAUGUUAGACAGAGAAAGGGGAAAUCAUUACCAUUCGUGAAGAGAAAUAAAAGGGGGCCUACGGCAAUUCGAACUCGUUUAUAUGCCGCUAAUCUCUCACAUCCUUAUCCUCUCAAUCUUUUGAUUUCCUUCAUGCACAGCCAGUUUUGUUUCUCUCUCUCUCUGUUUCUGUUCUGCAAAACCCAUAAGUGAUAUAAUAAUUUAUUGUGAUCCAUUUUUAUAUAUUGGGACUUAUCUUUUUCUUAUUUCUUUUAUUCUAUCCUUACUAAAUUUUGAGUUUUGUGGGUUUAUCUUUUUCUUUUGAACCCUUUGAGUCAUCGUUGUGCCUAAAGGCUACAUCUUUAUUCGAUUGAAUCGAGGAGUUCUUUUUUCUUUAUUCUUUUCAAUAGUGAUUUUUCCCUGUAUCUGGGUGUUUAGGGAUUUUGUUUUAUCCUGUAAUGGCUUUCAUUUCGGCUUUCCUUGAGAUUUUUCAAAAACCCACAAUUGGAGAUAUGAUGAUUGAGCUGAUGGGGUUCAUGGCUCCCAUCUGGAUAGCUGUUUUUGUUGGAGUUUUGGUGGGGUGGGCCUGGAAGCCCAAAUGGGCUAGUCUGAAGGUGGAUCUUAUUGAUUGUACGGCAAAGGAACAAGAAUCUUCUUCUUCUUCCGGGUCAGGGAUGGUCUUUUUGCAGUUUCCUUCAAUACCAAGCAUGAAUUCAUUGAAACUACAAGUUCCCAGCUGCGUUUCUUCGAUUUUUGAUUUUGGAUUUGAGAAAGAUACUUCAUCUCCGCCUUCAAUUCCAAGUCCUGAUUGCAGUUCAUCGAAGUUAGAAAAGGAAAGAACGGGACUUGUGAAUGAGGAUGACCUUAAAGAUUUACAUCAAUUAGUUGAGGAAAAAGAUGGAGGACCUGCUUGGAUUCAGAUGAUGGAUAGGUCAACCCCCAAUAUGAGCUAUCAAGCUUGGAGAAGAGACCCUGAGAAUGGACCUCCACAAUAUCGUAGCAGAACUGUUUAUGAGGAUGCCACUCCUGAAAUGGUGAGGGAUUUCUUUUGGGAUGAUGAAUUCCGAGCUAAGUGGGAUGACAUGCUUGUACAUGCUGAAACUUUAGAAGAAUGUCCCACCACAGGGACCAUGAUGGUUCAGUGGGUACGGAAGUUUCCAUUCUUUUGUAGUGACAGAGAAUAUAUCAUAGGUCGCCGAAUUUGGGAAUCUGGACGAUCAUAUUAUUGUCUUACAAAGGCCGUUCCAUGCUCUUCUCUGCCGCGUCGCAAUAAACCAAGACGUGUGGAUGUGUAUUUUUCGAGUUGGUGCAUUCGUGCAGUUGAAUCAAAGAGAGACGGCCAAUUGACUGCAUGUGAAGUUCUACUUUUCCAUCAUGAAGACAUGGGUAUACCUUGGGAAAUUGCAAAACUUGGUAUUAGGCAAGGUAUGUGGGGGGCUGUGAAGAAGAUCGAUCCCGCAUUGCGUGCCUACCAGAAGCACAUAGCAUCUGGAGCUUCACUUUCUCAUUGUGCUUCCAUGGCUCAGAUUAACACUAAAGUAAGUCUUGACACCCUCGACUCCUUGGGGAGCACAAGCACUUCAUCAGAAGUCGAAGCUCUUGAUUCAGAAAGUAAGCCAUCAGGAAGAAAUAUACCGAAGUUCCUAAUUGUCGGGGGAGCCAUUGUCCUUGCUUGUAGUCUGGAUCGAGGGCUCUUGACCAAGGCUGUUAUAUUUGGAGUUGCCAGAAGGUUUGCUAAUAUUGGUAGAAGGUUGUAAUUAUUGGGACAUGAGCAUCGACCCAAUGAUGCCAUCCUGGUUGGCUUGUCCUUCAGGGGAGCAAGGAAUGUGAGGCUUUAGUCCUCUGUAGAAGAAAAAAUGUAUUCUUUUUAUCUUUUAUUUGAGCCUUAAGGUAGCCGGCUACAGGUCAAGAAAAGAUAGAAAUGUUGGCAUUCCUUGAAAAUUGGAAAUUUCAUGCUGAUUUACUUUUUCCCUUGUCUUAUUUUCAGUCGUUUUGUUUGUGAAUCAAAAUUACCUGUCCUGAGAAGUUGAUUA